Messenger RNA from Ochotona curzoniae (black-lipped pika), 1024 nucleotides. It is a transcript of the gene POLR2E, whose product is annotated as RNA polymerase II, I and III subunit E. Gene Ontology annotation, molecular function: DNA binding; DNA-directed RNA polymerase activity. Gene Ontology annotation, cellular component: RNA polymerase III complex; RNA polymerase II, core complex; RNA polymerase I complex. Bases 56 to 688 code for a protein of 210 amino acids. Lineage: Eukaryota; Metazoa; Chordata; Mammalia; Lagomorpha; Ochotonidae. The record is from RefSeq and is a predicted model, not a curated record. Gene Ontology annotation, biological process: DNA-templated transcription. The transcript is spliced from 8 exons.
CUCUAUAACGCGGAGUUAGUGUGGCGGCAGCGGCAGGAGCAGCAGCAACGGCGACAUGGACGACGAGGAGGAGACGUACCGGCUGUGGAAGAUCCGCAAGACCAUCAUGCAGCUGUGCCACGACCGCGGCUACCUGGUGACCCAGGACGAGCUGGACCAGACCCUGGAGGAGUUCAAGGCCCAGUUCGGGGACAAGCCGAGCGAGGGGCGGCCGCGACGCACGGACCUGACCGUGCUGGUAGCUCACAACGACGACCCCACUGACCAGAUGUUUGUCUUCUUCCCAGAGGAGCCCAAGGUGGGCAUCAAGACCAUCAAGGUGUACUGCCAGCGGAUGCAGGAGGAAAACAUCACCCGCGCGCUCAUCGUGGUGCAGCAGGGCAUGACGCCCUCGGCCAAGCAGUCGCUGGUGGACAUGGCCCCCAAAUACGUGCUGGAGCAGUUCUUGCAGCAAGAGUUGCUCAUCAACAUCACAGAACACGAGCUGGUCCCUGAGCACGUGGUCAUGACCAAGGAGGAGGUGACAGAGCUGCUGGCACGAUAUAAGCUGCGGGAGAACCAGCUACCAAGGAUCCAAGCAGGGGACCCUGUGGCACGCUAUUUCGGCAUAAAACGGGGGCAGGUGGUCAAGAUCAUCCGACCCAGUGAGACGGCGGGCAGGUACAUCACGUACCGGCUGGUGCAGUAGCCGCAUGCAGGUGUCCAACGACCUGGCUUCCCCAGAUCCAGCCCUACUCAAGGCACCCCAAAGGCAGCAGCCCCGUCUCUGCUGUCCUGUACACCCCAAGACUGGCACUUCCACCUCUGCUGUAGGUCACACGCACGGGGCCCACUUGGGACUACAGGGCCCUGGGCAGGAGCCAGUGUGGUCAGCUGGCUGGCAGGUGGGAUCUGGCAUGUGCGGUCUGCCCCUAACCCGCUCUCUGGGUCUGUGGGCCAUGGGUACUCUGCGGUCAGCAGGUGCAGGUCCCAGCGCCGACCCCAGGGCCAGAGAUUGUGAGUGAAUAAACUCUUCGUUUGGAAA